AGAAAGAUAAGAGAGCCUCAUGCUUCUUCAUUUAAAUCCCCUCCUCUAGAUCCCUGACUCUCCUGUGGUCCUUCCUCUAUUCUAAAAUGGAAUUUUUGUUGUCUCUGCAUCUACCUACAGCACCUGAAACAGUGAAACCUGAAAGCUCUCUCCCUUUAAAACCCUUCUUUCUUUCUCUGUAUUAUUGAGAGGACUGAAGUUCUAGGCCUCUAUCUUAUCAGUUUUCCCUUUCUUUCUUCUUUCUGUCCCUUUUUCUUCUGUUUCAUGUUCAAAGAUCCUAUAUAAGCCACCACAAAUCUUGCUUCUGCAACCCCUAGUUAACAUCCUGAUUAAACUUUCAGAACUUUCUUAUUCUCUGUUACAGUAACCCAGCUUCAUGAUUUGAUAGUCUCAUACCCUCAGUUUCUCAAGCUCUAGUCUCAUCUUAUUCUUCUGAAGACCUGACCUUGUUUAUUUCCUAGUUGAUAAAUUCCAUCCUCUGAAAAAUUUUAAUUUCUGGGGCAAAUUAUUUUCACUUUUUCUAGUUCAAAAUCAAGGUUUUCUGAAGGGUGAUCAAUUAGUAGUGUUUCAAUCUGGUAAGGAUGGAUCUUUUUCACAACCCAUCUUCUCUAAAACCAAACAGAUUUGAAACAGCUAUAUGGGUCUCAAAGCUUGUGAUCAUGUCCAUGGGGAUUGCCUCCAUUCUUGUUUUGUUGAAAGUUACCAUAAUCCCCUGCACAUUCGACCUUGUUCUCUCUACUCUCCCUCGUCUUUGGGUCUCAGCAAGAAGCUGGCUAACACUUCCAUUCCUCUAUGUUAUAGUCAACUUCAUCAUCCUCACCAUUGCAGCUUCCUCCAACUUCUUCCCCCACAAAAGCAGCAGCAAUAACCCCAUAUCCUUUUCCUCCUCCGUUUUGGACACUGCCACCUACAUCACAGAGCCAGAAGAAGAACAUGAAACCAAAGAGCCCAAGGAAGAAGAAGAAAAAGAGGUUGAAGAGGUAGUAAUAGAGGAAGUGGACCAAGAAGAAGAAGAGAAAGGGGUACUGAAUGACUCUGUUUUUACUUUCAACAAAUUCAUCACUGACGACCCAUCACCGGAAAAUUGCACCAACGACUAUUUCUUGCCGGAUUCCGGUGACAACGAUGACGACACACUGGAAGCGACGUGGAGGGCUAUAAUGGAAGGACAGGGAAAAACGAUGAAGCCACAGCUGAAGAAGAGUGAUACAUGGACUGCGAGGAUUGUGAAAGCAGAGCCAUUCAGAAACAAUGGUAAAAGGGGUGGUGGUGGUGGUGAGGAUCCAGUGGCUUGGGCUCAGAAGGAGCUGACAAAAUCUGACACUUUCAACGACAGAGCCUCGUUGAGGAGGGAAAAAUCCAUGAGCCCUGAGGAGUUGGCACUCAGAUCAGAGGCUUUCAUCAAGAAUUUCAACAAUCAGAUGAAGUUGCAGAGGCUGGAAUCUUACCAGCGUUUCAAGGAAAUGGUCAGUCGCGGUCGUGUUUGAAUUUGAUGAGGUUACUCUUUCCUUUUCACCAGUCACAGUGAAAAUAUUUAGCAAAGUGACAAAAUCUCUGGAAGUUUAUUAACCAAUUGGAGGAUUUUCAGUGUACAUAUUUUUGCUGCUGAGACUGUGUGAAGAAGGCAAGACAUGAAUCAGACAAGGUGGCCUUUUUUCUUGUUACAUAGUGGACAUAAGUUAGUUUCUCCGUAACCUGUUGUGCUCUCUUUCUAUUGUCUAGGUCUUUCCUCUGCAUGUUUUCCUAGCUAUUCAGAAGUCUAGUGUUUCUUAUAUUACAGAAUAAUGUUUGUAUUGAUAAUGUAAUUACCCUAGGCAUCAGUGUAAGAGAAAUAUUUGAAAUUGCAUGAGCAAUUUCUCCAAUUCCUUUUUA
Lotus japonicus is the source of this 1872-nucleotide messenger RNA. RefSeq lists its product as uncharacterized. Lineage: Eukaryota; Viridiplantae; Streptophyta; Magnoliopsida; Fabales; Fabaceae. The record is from RefSeq and is a predicted model, not a curated record. The transcript is spliced from 2 exons. Bases 582 to 1487 code for a protein of 301 amino acids.